UAUAUUUGUUUAUUUUGAAUAACGACACACAUUACUAGCUUUCAGAAUGGCUGAUGUCGAUGAAAUUAUUGAUUACAUAAAAUCAUUGAAGAAAGGAUUUGAUAUAGACUUGUUUCAGAAUAAAAUUGACGAGCUAGCAUACGCUGUUGAUACAACUGGGAUACUUUACAAUGAUUUUCAUACUUUGUUUAAAGUUUGGUUGAAUUUAUCAAUUCCUAUAACAAAAUGGAUAAGCUUGGGUGCCUGCCUUGUGCCACAGAAUAUCGUUGAAGACCGGACUGUGGAGUAUGCUUUGAGUUGGAUGCUUUCUAAUUAUGAGGACCAGUCUACUUUCUCUCGAAUAGGAUUUUUAUUAGAUUGGCUUACUGCUGCAAUGGAAUGUGAAUGCAUUGAAAUGGAGACUCUGGACAUGGGUUAUGAUGUGUUCUAUGUCAGCUUGACUUAUGAAACUCUGACACCUCAUGCAGUGAAACUGGUGUAUACCCUGACAAAGCCUGUUGAUGUCACAAGGAGGAGAGUUCUUGAAUUACUUGAUUAUGCCAGGAAGAGAGAAGCUAAAAAGAAUAUGUUCAGACAGCUUCAAGUUCUUUUGGGUCUUUUCAAAUCCUAUAAACCCGAAUGUGUACCUGAGGAUAUACCUGCGAUCUCCAUCCAUACAGCUUUCAAGAAGAUCAACCCAGAUCUUCUGGCUAGAUUCAAAAGAAAUCAGGAAAACAGGAACUCAGUCCGCAGAGAGAGACAUCAUUUAACAUGGAUCAAUCCUAUUAAUUCUGACCGUGGCCGCAACAAGAAGGUAGAUCCACUAGUACCAAAUGUUGAGUUUUUGAAUAUUGGCUCAAAACAAUAUGCAGAAAAGGAACACCAGAAGAAUUUCUUAGAUUUCACAGACCCAGUGUCAGUGCUGCAAUGCAGUGUACAGCGCUCCACGUCCCGGCCGGCGCGGAUACGAGCUCUGUUGUGCAACGCGACUGGAGUGGCGCUACUGGCCGUAGCAUCGCACACGGAACAAGAGUUCUUAUCCCAUGAUCUUCAUCAUCUGCUUAACAGCUGUUUCCUGAAUAUAUCACCACACAGCUAUGUAGAGAAGCAGGAUCUGCUGCACCGUUUAGCGGUAUUACAACAUACUCUGAUGCAGGGUAUACCAGUCAUCACAAGAUUCCUGGCUCAGUACCUGCCCUUGUGGAACGAGAGGGAUUUCUUCGCAGAGAUAAUGGAACUGGUACAGUGGGUGAGCCUGGACAGUCCAGAUCUCGUGAUGUGUUUGGUGGAGCCCCUUGCGAAGGCCUACCACAGGGCCCAGCCUAUAGAACAGUGCGCCAUACUCAGAAGUCUCAACCAAAUGUACUGUAAUCUGGUAUAUGCCAGUACUAGGAAACGCCAUCAUUUCAUGGGCACGCCACCGUCGCCUCAGGUUUACGCACAAGUAUUGCCCAAAGUGGCCACAGCCAUUAGUGACAUGUGUGACAAAGAAUUACAAGUCAAUCCAGAGCAAAUGGUAGUGGUGCAUAGUAGCGUGCAGGGCGCGGCAGUGCGGGCGCGGGGCGAGGCGCGCGGCGCGGCGCCGGCCGGGGCGCUGGCCCCCGCACUGGCGCUGGCGCUGCCCCUACUCGGCGUCUCCGCUGCAUUACUCGACUCCGUUGCAGAGCUCAUGAUACUAUACAAGAAAAUAUUUACAACCGCCAAACAAUCGAACUUAAUAAUAAAAAGCGACACAUUUGAGAAACAGAUGCAAGUACUAGAAGCCUAUACUUCGGAUUUGAUCAACUGUUUGUAUAGUGAAGGAGUACUAAGCGACAGAAACUUAGGGUUUGUGUUCAGCAAAUUACACCCGCAACUUGUUGAGAAACUUGGCUCGUUAAUGCCUGACGUUGACGCUAAGUUAAGUAUUAGAAACAGUAUAGCAUUUGCUCCAUAUACGUAUAUACAAUUAGACGCUAUAGACCACAGAGAUGCCGAUAAUAAGCUUUGGUUCAACGCCGUCAUUGAACAGGAGUUUUCCAAUCUCAGUCGCUUCUUAAAAAGGGCCGUAACUGAACUGCGGUACCAGUAGAGGGCAAUGUACCCCAGUGUUUUUUUAUAUGUACAAAUUAUUCAUUUAAUCUUUUACCACCGAUAGUGCCAAGUAUAAGGGUAGGUUCAUGUAACAUACCUUAUUUGUAGCUCACCCAAACUAGUCAAAUUGCCAUACUGCUUGGCGAUUGAGCUUUUCCCAGUAAUGGAAGUGUAAACUAUUUUGAUUUCUUCUCCUCUAAUAUUAAGUUCUGAUUUAUCUUGUUGCGGUAUCGAAGACAGUUGUUCAUGUAACCUGGGCCGCGCCGCCUUCGGUGUUUCGCUGAUCUUCAUGGUUGUCUACCUUAAAUCCUGACUUACGUUGUUACGGCUUUGGCAAGCCGUGAAAGGA
Molecule: messenger RNA, 2401 nt
Organism: Spodoptera exigua (beet armyworm)
Lineage: Eukaryota; Metazoa; Arthropoda; Insecta; Lepidoptera; Noctuidae
Source: the annotation of a GenBank genome assembly